Molecule: messenger RNA, 1242 nt
Organism: Purpureocillium lilacinum
Lineage: Eukaryota; Fungi; Ascomycota; Sordariomycetes; Hypocreales; Ophiocordycipitaceae
Biological process (GO): lipid metabolic process
Molecular function (GO): glycerophosphodiester phosphodiesterase activity
Source: RefSeq, a predicted model, not a curated record
AUGCACCUGUCUCCCAUCGUGGUCGGCCUGGCCCUCGCGGCCGUCGGCGGCGCCACGCCGUGCCCGCCGCGCGGCAUCAAGCCCAUCAAGCAGAUCGAGCUGGGCCCGCGGCCGUACUUUCUCGUCAACAACAUGACCGACGGCCCGCUCAAGAAGACGCUGCAGCAAUGCACCGAGAAGCCCAUGAAGCCGUCGAGCUGGUCCAUCGGCCACCGCGGCGGCGCGCCGCUGCAGUUCCCCGAGCACUCGCUCGAAUCGAACCUGGCGGGCGCGCGCAUGGGCGCCGGCGUGCUCGAGUGCGACGUCGCCUUCACCAAGGACCGCGAGCUGGUGUGCCGCCACAGCCAGUGCGACCUGCACACGACGACCAACAUCGUCGCCAUCCCCGAGCUCAACGCCAAGUGCACCAAGCCGUUCCAGCCGGCCGCCAACGGCAAGCCCGCGUCGGCCAAGUGCUGCACCAGCGACAUCACGCUCAAGGAGUUCAAGUCGCUGUGCGCCAAGAUGGACGGCGCCAACGCGUCGGCCACGAACCCGCAGGACUACCUCGCCGGCACGCCCAGCUGGCGCACCGACCUGUACGCCACGUGCGGCACCGUCCUCGAGCACAAGGAGCACAUUGCGCUCGUCGAGGCGCUGGGCCUGCGCCACACGCCCGAGCUCAAGGCCCCCGAGGUCAAGAUGCCGUUCCAGGGCGUCUACACGCAGGACAUGUACGCGCAGCAGUUCAUCGACAACUACAAGAAGGCCAAGGUCCCCGCGUCGCGCGUCCUGGCCCAGAGCUUCGAGUACCGCGACGUGCUGUACUGGCUCAAGGCGGAGCCCGCCUUUGGCAAGACGGCCAUCCUGCUCGACGAGUCGGGCGACACGCCCGAGACGUAUCCGCAGGCCAUCAAGAACCUGACGGCGUACCACGCCGCGGGCGUGCGCACCGUCGCGCCGCCGCUGUACUACCUCGUCGAGACCAAGGGCGGCAAGAUUGUGCCCAGCGAGUACGCGCGCCGCGCCAACGAGCUGGGGCUCAAGAUCAUCACCUGGAGCCUCGAGCGCUCGGGGCCGCUCGCCGCCGUGCACAAGAACGGCGACUACUACUACACGUCGAUCCGCGACGUGGUGCGCAACGACGGCGACAUGUACGAGCUGCUCGACGUGCUGUACCGGGGGGCCAAGGUGGCGGGCCUGUUUUCCGACUGGAGCGCGACGGCCACCUUUUACGCCAACUGCUUUGGCGUGGGGCUGUAG